GGAUAACGGGGACAACAUUUAGUGCAAAGAGAGUCUUCAAGAGAGGGCUCUUAAAAAUAGCGGAGUCAGGGGAUAUGGGGAGAAGGCAGGAACGGGGUACUGAUUGGGAAUGAUCAGCCAUGAUCACAUUGAAUGGCGGUGCUGGCUCGUAGGGCCGAAUGGCCUACUCCUGCACCUAUUGUCUAUUGUCAAAGAUGUAAUGUUGAAGUCUGAUAACAUUCUAAAGUCUCCAAGGAGGUAGAUGGGAGGCGAGGGCCGCACCCUAGCUGAUGAGAGGCAGUUGCCCGAUAACAGCUGGGAAGAAACUGUCCCUCAAUCUGGAGGUGUGCGUUUUCAAACUUCUGAACCUCCUGCCUAAUGGAAGAGGGGAGAAGAGGGAGUGACUGGGGUGAGACUGGUCCUUGAUUGUGCUAACCAAACAGAUCAGAUAAUACUCCACAUAAAUACAUUCAAGUCAAACUCAUGUACAUUAGGUUGAGUGAAGGGGAAGAUACAGAGUGCAGAAUAUAGUUCUCAGCAUUGGGGUGCAUCAGUUCCAUAGACAAAGUCAAAUGUUCUCAAUGGGGUAGAGGUGAAUCAGACAGUAUCCUAAGUCAAGUCAAGUCUAGUUUAUUCGUCACAUAUACAUACGAGAUGUGCAGUGAAAUGAAAAGUGGCACAAAAACCACACAACAGAAUGGAACAGAAUCGCAUAUUAUAUAUUUGUGGGAGGAUUAUAGAAGGACUGUUCAGAAGCCCGAUAACAGAGGAGAAGAAACUAUUCCUGUGUCUAGUGUUGCGCUCGUUUAAGCUUCGCUACUUUCCGCCAGACAGGAGAUGACUAUAUUAAUUCUUUGCAACAUCUGCAUUGUUCUAGUGAUCCCACAACGUAACGUGCUGAUGUGAGAUGGCGGAACACCCGGUCCAGGUGUUUGCGUACGGCUUGCUCGUGAGCUGCGGGAUUUUGGGGAACGCCGUAGUCAUCUGGAUCGCGGCCGACUCCAGCCGGGAGAACCGCUACCUGGCCUCCUCCGACCUCAUCCUGAUGAACAUUGCCGUGGCCAACCUGCUGCUGUCCCUCACCAGGAACACCCUGCUCCUCUUCUUCGACGCUGGCUACUCCGUCUCUUUCACCGAUGUGGGGUGCCGGAUGAUGAUGUUCGUCUGGACUUGGCUGAGGUCGGCUAGCAUCUGGGUCACCCUCAGCCUCAGCAUCUUCCACUUUGUCACCAUCAGGGCGAGCCGCACCGUGCUGCAGAAGCUGAACGAGAGGAACAAGAUUGCAAAAGCCAUGGCGAUCGAGUGGGCUCUGAGCUUUGUCUACUCCAGCUUUGCCCUGCGCUACUCAUCCAACACAAAGACUAACAGCACCAAUAAUCUAAUGUUGAUCAGCAGUACCAUUAGGCCACUGCUUGGCUGUGUGUGGGCAUUUCCAAAUGAUACAAGUGGUCUUAUUUACACAAUGAUCUCAGUUGUUAUACAUGAAGCAAUCCCAAUAACCCUAAUGAUUCUUGCAAACGCUGCCACCUUAUUGUUUCUCUACAAGCACUACAGAAAAACGCAGGAUGUUGUGUUUAAUAAUAAUCUAAUCAGCACUGAGUGGAAAGCAGCCAAGACCAUCCUGUACCUGAUUUUGUUGUUCAUUUUUUGUUGGGGCACGCACGUGUUAUCAGUGAAUUAUUAUAAUUUUAUGGGCAGCCCCUCCACCCGCUACAUGCUGAUUAUCGCCAGGUUUUCAGCCUCAGGGUUUGUGGGCUUUUACCCACUGGUCGUGGCGACGGGCCACGGCAAAUUGAAAAGGAAAAUGGCCAACAUCCUGAGGUGUAAGUGGCUGAAGUCUCUCAAUCAGUGACGUGACCACUCUGCCAGCAAAAAGCCAAGAGUUUUACAGUUUA
Messenger RNA from Leucoraja erinaceus (little skate), 1874 nucleotides. Its product is annotated as olfactory receptor class A-like protein 4. Gene Ontology annotation, biological process: G protein-coupled receptor signaling pathway. Gene Ontology annotation, molecular function: pheromone receptor activity. Gene Ontology annotation, cellular component: membrane. The transcript has a single exon. Bases 887 to 1831 code for a protein of 314 amino acids. Lineage: Eukaryota; Metazoa; Chordata; Chondrichthyes; Rajiformes; Rajidae. The record is from RefSeq and is a predicted model, not a curated record.